AUGUCUUGGAACGAGAGUAGGGAUUGCUGCAGGUGGGAUGGAGUCACUUGUGACUUAUUAAACGGUCAUGUUAUCGGGUUAGACCUUAGUUGUAGUCUGCUUAGUGGAAGUAUUCAUCCCAAUAGCACCCUCUUCCAACUUCAUCAUCUCCAAACACUAAACCUUGCUAACAAUUACUUCGAUACUUCUUCUUCAAUCCCACAUAACAUUGGCCAAUUGACGAAUUUGAGGCAUCUCAACCUUUCAUGGUCUCACUUUAGUGGAAAAAUCCCAACAGAAAUCUCAUACCUUUCCAAUUUGGUUUCACUUGAUCUUUCUGGUAAUGAAUUACAACUUGAUGAGAGAACAUUUGAAACAAUGCUUCACAACUUGACAAAUCUGGAGCUACUUUCUCUCUUUUAUGUCAACAUCUCAUCUCCCAUACCUACGAAUAUGUCUUCCUCCUUAAGGUAUGUCAAUCUUAAGGCAACCAAUUUGGAAGGUGUUCUCACGGAGAGCUUAUUCCUUCUGCCAAACUUGGAAACGCUCUAUUUGAGUUAUAACUAUCUUCUCAAAGGAGUUUUACCAAAGAUCAACAGUACUCUGUUGGAGUUAGAUAUUUCAUCCACAGGCAUCUCUGGUUCCAUUCCUGAUUCAAUUGGCACCUUCAGUUCCUUGAAUAUCUUGAACCUCGAACAAUGUCAAUUCUCGGGUUCCAUUCCUGAUUCCAUAGGCAACCUAACACAAAUUACGGAGUUGAUAUUAUCUUAUAAUCAUUUCACUGGCCAUAUUCCUUCAACAAUCUCUAAAUUGAAGCACCUCACACAUUUGGAACAUUCAUCUAACUCCUUUUCAGGUGAAAUUCCAGACGUUUUCUCUAACCUCCAAGAGCUGCGUUAUUUACAUCUUUAUGAUAACAGCCUCAUCGGUUCAUUUCCUUCUACAAUUUCAAACUUGACACAUCUUGAAAGCUUAGCCUUGACGAGUAAUUCCCUAUCUGGCCCACUGCCUAAUAAUGCGAACAUUCUUCAAAAGCUAACCCGACUGGAAUUAAAUAACAACUCACUGAAUGGUACCAUACCGUCUUGGGUGUUUAACCUCCCUUUAGCAUCUUCAUUGUGGCUCCAUAAUAAUCAAUUUAGUGGACUACCCCAUGAGAUCAAAACAAACCCAACAUUAGAAUACCUGUAUUUAAGCAAUAAUCAACUCAGUGGUUCUUUACACCAAUCACUUGCGAAUCUCACAAACCUUUCUACCCUUGACCUUUCAACAAACAACAUCACCGGUGAUGCAGGAACAAAUAUCACCUUUCCUCGCCUACAAGUUCUGCAGUUAUCAUGUUGUGAACUGAAGGAUUUUCCAUAUUUCUUGAGAAAUGUAAAGACACUUUCGGUCUUGGAUGUGUCUAAGAAUAAGAUUCGUGGUCCAAUCCCUAACUGGUUUAGUGGCAUGAGGUGGGACUCGUUGGAGUUCCUAAAUCUUUCACAUAAUUCAUUAACAGGCCACCUACCACAAUUUCAUUACCAUAGUCUAGAGUAUCUUGAUCUUAAAUUUAACUCCCUUCAGGGUCCACUACCUUCAUCCAUUUGUAACAUGAGCAGGCUUGAAUUUCUAGAUUUAUCACGCAACAACUUCAGUAAUUCGAUUCCAAGUUGCUUGGGAAACAUGGCUAAUCUAACAGUGCUGGACUUAAGAAGGAACGAUUUCACAGGGAGUCUUCCCUCAUUAUGUGCGCAGAGCUUUUUAUUGAGAACCAUUGUCUUGAAUGGUAAUCGUUUUGAAGGAACUGUCCCGGUGUCGUUGCUCAAGUGUGAUGGUCUAGAAGUCCUUGAUGUGGGGAACAAUGUUAUAAAUGACACGUUUCCAGCUUGGCUCGGAACUCUUCAAGAGUUGCAGGUCCUUAUAUUAAAGUCGAACAAGUUCCAUGGACCUAUAAGUACUAGGAAGAAGUUUUACUUUCCCAGGUUGCGGAUAUUUGAUCUCUCUCAAAAUGAGUUCAGUGGCUCACUGCCUGCAGAAGUUUUUCGAAACUUCAAAGCGAUGAUCAAAUUAGAUGACAGAAAGGAAGGUGAGAUCAAAUAUAUGAGUCAAUAUUUGUAUACAGAUUCAAUAUAUGAGGAUUCAGUGAGUUUGGUAAUCAAAGGGCACGAUAUUGAGCUAGAAAGAAUCAGCACAAUUAUGACAACCAUAGAUCUCUCAAGCAAUCAUUUUGAAGGUGUCAUUCCAAAAACACUAAAGGAUCUCAGCUCACUUUGGCUACUUAAUUUAUCCCAUAACAAUCUCAUUGGUACUAUUCCAAUGGAAUUGGGGCAAUUGAAUAUGCUUGAAGCGUUAGAUCUCUCUUGGAAUCGGCUCACUGGAAAGAUUCCACAGGAAUUCACAAGAAUGAACUUUCUGUCAUUCUUAAACCUCUCUCAAAAUCUCCUUGUUGGACGCAUUCCUCAAGGUUCACAAUUCAACACAUUUGAAAAUGACUCGUAUGGUGGCAACCUUGAUUUAUGCGGUCCUCCUUUAUCAAAGAAAUGUGGAACGAGUGAUCCAUCGCAUGUUCCUCAACAAUUGGAGGAAGAAGAAGAAGAUGAUGAGUCAUAUUUUUUUAGUGGAUUUACAUGGGAAUCAGUAGUCAUAGGCUACAGUUUUGGACUCGUUGUUGGAACUGUCAUGUGGAGUCUCAUGUUUAAAUAUCGUAAGCCAAAAUGGUUUGUCGAAUUUUUUGAAGGCAUUUUCCCCAAGAAAAUGAGAAGGUCAAAGAAGAGAAGGCUAAGAUGGUGGAUUUAA
This is a messenger RNA of Solanum verrucosum, 2757 nucleotides long. Its product is annotated as receptor-like protein 7. Lineage: Eukaryota; Viridiplantae; Streptophyta; Magnoliopsida; Solanales; Solanaceae. Gene Ontology annotation, molecular function: protein binding. The transcript has a single exon. The record is from RefSeq and is a predicted model, not a curated record. Bases 1 to 2757 code for a protein of 918 amino acids.